Boleophthalmus pectinirostris (great blue-spotted mudskipper) is the source of this 1976-nucleotide messenger RNA. RefSeq lists its product as uncharacterized. NCBI's taxonomy places the organism in Eukaryota, Metazoa, Chordata, Actinopteri, Gobiiformes, Gobiidae. The record is from RefSeq and is a predicted model, not a curated record. Bases 221 to 1870 code for a protein of 549 amino acids. The transcript has 11 exons. Gene Ontology annotation, biological process: negative regulation of autophagy.
UUUAAGUGUCAUUUAGUUGUGGAUAGAAACAUUUGCUCCAUAAGACGUUUACAUUGGAGGCAAAAAUGAAAGUUGUCUAUAAUCAGGUUUACGGAUCUUAACAAAGCAGAGCUUCUCUAGAGCUCUUUCAUUUUCAUUUUGACUGUGCUAAGUUGGCCUGUGUAAGGGUCCACCUGUUGUAGUAUCCGAGUCGUCUAUUUUUGUUUUAAACUGUAAACUGAUGGAGUUCUCUGAGCAUAUAAAAACAGCCAAUGUGGAGGAUGUAGUGCUCCGGCAGCCGCUGCACCCACCGAGCAGAGGCGCACUGUGCAUCACGGGACACCACCUCCUCUUCUCGGACAGAGAGGACCAAAGUUGCAGCCAGGUUUUACUACUGCUCCGGAACAUCGAUGCCAUAGAGAAAAGUGUGGAAAACCUUUUGGGCUAUUCCAGUCUGUUUUCUUUUGCUGACCACGGUGAAAGGUCAGGCUCUUCAGGCACAAUCACAAUCAAAUGUAAGGAUCUGCGUGUGAUCCAGAUCGAUAUCCCCGGCAUGGAGCAGUGUCUCAACAUAGCACACUCAAUCGAGACUCUGUCCAAUCUCGACAGUGUGCCGGAGAUGUAUCCAUUCUUUUACAGACCUUCAGAUCAGAGCUUGGAUGGUCAGUGGGGACUUUCAACUCCCGAACAAUUCUUCAGAGAAACAAAAGGGAUUACCUCUGUAUGGAGAUUGAGUAUUGUGAACAGGGAUUAUUCAGUCUGUCCUUCCUACCCUGCAUCAGUUAUUGUCCCCAAAUCUAUAGAUGAUGAAACAUUGAAGAAAGUGGCUAAAUUCAGACAUGGGGGGCGUUUUCCUGUUCUGUGCUACUAUCAUCAUAAAAAUGGAAUGGUUAUAGUGCGCAGCAGUCAGCCUUUGAUAGGAGCCAAUAGGAAACGCUGUGGGGAAGAUGAGCGCCUUCUACAGGCUGUGAUUGGAAGUUCAGAUAAGGGUUUCAUCAUUGACACUCGCUCCAGUCAGCAGUCCCAGCAGGCACGGAUGACAGGGGGAGGAUUUGAACCAAAGUCAUGUUACAGCAGCUGGAGGAGACUGCAUAGACAUAUGGAGAAGGGUAAAGCACUGCAAGAAAGUCUUAUUAAACUGGUGGAAGCCUGUGGAGAUGAAUCGCACAAUAUGGAUCGCUGGCUUAGUAAACUUGAGAAUUCCAAAUGGCUUUCGCAUGUGCAGACCGCUCUGUCAACAGCUGGUCUGGUAGCAGAGUGUGUUGAGAGAGAUGGCCAUUCGGUUCUUGUUCAUGGCUCUGAAGGAACAGACUCGACUUUGCUCAUCAGCACAUUGGCCCAACUCAUUAUGGACCCAAGAUGUCGCACUUUGGAGGGAUUCCUGUGUCUGCUGGAGAGAGAGUGGGUGCAGGCAGGACAUCCUUUCCAACACCGAUGUGCCCACUCGGCCUAUUCCCAUGCCCGCCUCCAGCAGGAGUCCCCAGUCUUCUUGCUGUUGUUGGACUGUGUGUGGCAGCUGUGGAGACAGUUCCCCCUGGCACUGGGUUUCUCUGAGGCUCUGUUAUUGAAACUAGCAACAGAGGCGUAUGCCUCUAACUAUGGUUCCUUCUUGUGUAACACAGAACAGGAGAGGUAUGCCCUGGGAGUAAAAGAGAAGACCUACUGUUUAUUUCGUGCUGUCUUGAGGCCAAUGGAAAGAGAGGUGUACAGUAACCCCCUGUAUGACCCCACUGAUUUGGCAAUUUGGCCCUCAGUUCACCCACAGUCUCUUCAGCUCUGGAGAGGGUUUUUCCUAAGAUGGACUCCACAGAAUCGACAUCUUGAAGAGGCUCAGGAGGAGAUAAGGAACAUGAUAACUGAGUGGGGAAAGUUAGCACCCAGCAGGUGCUGAAGCCCCAUAUGCUUCAAAAAUGCCAACUGCUGCAAUCAGUAUUUUACUGUCCGUCACAUUUUAUACACAGUUGAAUUUUUACUUUUAUUAAAAUGUUUUACAAUGA